Messenger RNA from Pteronotus mesoamericanus, 1095 nucleotides. It is a transcript of the gene LAMTOR4, whose product is annotated as late endosomal/lysosomal adaptor, MAPK and MTOR activator 4. Gene Ontology annotation, molecular function: guanyl-nucleotide exchange factor activity. The record is from RefSeq and is a predicted model, not a curated record. The coding region runs from base 106 to 354 and encodes 82 amino acids. Gene Ontology annotation, biological process: cellular response to amino acid stimulus; positive regulation of TOR signaling. The transcript has 4 exons. Gene Ontology annotation, cellular component: Ragulator complex; lysosome. Lineage: Eukaryota; Metazoa; Chordata; Mammalia; Chiroptera; Mormoopidae.
GCGCAAGGCAGGAGGAGACGACCGCCUGGUGGAAGCACGUGACCUGGGGCUGGAUCCGGAAGCUACCUAUCUGGUUGGGAGCGCCCCUCAGCACCUAAGGCUGCGAUGACUUCUGCACUGACCCAGGGGCUGGAGCGAAUUCCUGAUCAGCUCGGGUACCUAGUCCUGAGUGAAGGCGCAGUGCUAGCGUCAUCUGGGGAUCUAGAGAACGAUGAGCAGGCAGCGAGUGCCAUCUCUGAGCUGGUCAGCACAGCCUGCGGUUUCCGGCUACACCAUGGCAUGAACAUACCCUUCAAGCGCCUGUCGGGUGUGUCUCCCUUCCAGUGGUCUUUGGAGAACACACGCUGCUGGUGACCGUGUCAGGACAGAGGGUAUUUGUGGUGAAGAGGCAGAACCGAGGCCGGGAGCCCAUUGACGUCUGAGCCUGCCAAAGGCAAGGGGCAGAGGUGGAUUGGGUCCAUGAGCCUCUGAUGAGAAAGAUGCAAACUUCCUCCACCUUUCUUGGCCUGCUGCUAGAACUAAGGCUUUCUGUUCACUUUCCUUCCCCCACCCCCCUCACCCCCAUUACCUGGAAGGGCAAAAGCUUGGUGACUGUGGUGUGUUAAGGACAGUGAGGACAAUAAACAUGAGUCUGAUGUUCACAGGCCCAGGGAUGUGUGUAUGGGGUGGGAGUCGGGGGGUGCUAUGCCCACAUCUUCCACCUGCUAGGAAGAAGUCUUGUACCUCAGCCCAAAGGGGUGGAGCUACACCACCUCUGGGCAUAUCAAACUGGGAAUAAAAAAAAAAAAUGGGGGAAGGGAGCUAUGUGGUAUGCAUGCUGAAGUGAAUCAUUUUGAGGCCCGGGUCUCUGUUCCUGCCACCAACACACGAACAACAGUCAUUCUUCUCCCUCCUGAACAGGCUUUUAAUAGUCUUAUUUCAGUGGAAGCAGUAGUUGGAGAAUAAGUUACAGGGACAGACCAAAAAAACAAAGACAAAAAACCCCCAUACAACUUAAAGUGCUUCAGGCUGCAAACGUAAACAAGAGAGGCAGGAGGUGGCCAGCUAGCUAUCUCCCCUCACCUCUGACACAGGAGGGUCAUUGUCUGGGUCCCU